Messenger RNA from Cataglyphis hispanica, 3525 nucleotides. It is a transcript of the gene Smg5, whose product is annotated as nonsense-mediated mRNA decay factor SMG5. The coding region runs from base 176 to 3247 and encodes 1023 amino acids. The transcript has 8 exons. NCBI's taxonomy places the organism in Eukaryota, Metazoa, Arthropoda, Insecta, Hymenoptera, Formicidae. The record is from RefSeq and is a predicted model, not a curated record. Gene Ontology annotation, biological process: nuclear-transcribed mRNA catabolic process, nonsense-mediated decay. Gene Ontology annotation, cellular component: telomerase holoenzyme complex. Gene Ontology annotation, molecular function: telomerase RNA binding; telomeric repeat DNA binding; protein binding.
UUUUACGGAUAGCAAGGACACAGCUGGGGGCAGCCGCGCAGAUAAGCCAGCGGCACCGACGACGGGCGAAUGUCGAGCGAAUUUCUCAGCGUGCGAAGGAGAUGCGCGUGUCAGGAGACCGCGGGGAAAUGAGUAAGGACGAGUCGGCCGAUACGUGGGUCAUGAGUCGCGCAAAAUGAGGAAAUUGUGUAACGCUACGGUGGAGGCCCGAACAACGGACUGCCUCGAAGUCACGAGACGUCUGCACAAGAGCGUGACAGAGAUUGUCAAGAAAUUGGAUGAACAGAAAAAUCGUGCUCUAACAGUAAGCGAUAUAUUUGUCCCAUCAGGAGAAGUGUUACGUGUGAAACUUAAAGAUUACUGUGAGAGAUUGAUAUUGAAAGAUCCUGUUGGAAAUGUGCAUAAAAUAGAGGAAUUAUUGUGGAGGAAAGCCUUUUAUGAUGUUGUUUAUACAGCCAAAAAAAUUAGAAAGGGUAAUAUCUGGAAUGAUUCGGAAAAAGCAUUAUUGUCGGUUCAUUUGGCAGUGGGUGUGGGAUAUUAUCAUCAUUUGAUACUCAGGCUACAAAUAGAAUAUGAUUUAGACCUUGUUGGUGUUGUUGAUUUUGCAUUCAUUCAAAAUGAAAGUGUUUCGUCAUAUGCAAGAACUAAGACUGGACAAUUUAAAACUCAUACCAAGGAAGUUAAACAAUGUGUCAUGCGUUUGAUCCAUCGAAGCUUGGUAUGCCUUGGAGACCUGACCAGGUACAAAUUAGAAUUAGAUUCAAAUUGGGAUCCAAUGAUAGCAAACAGAUAUUAUAAAAUGGCUAUAGCCAUUGAUCCAAAUAUUGGUAUGCCUUAUAAUCAGCUUGGUACUAUAGCGGGCAGCAAAAAUUAUGGAUUGGAUGCAGUCUAUCAUUAUAUGAAAAGUGUUUUAUGUCCUGAAUCAUUUGAAGGAGCAGAAGGGAAUUUAAAGAGAACCAUAAUAACUCAAUCUCUCUGUACAGAUGAAAACAAUUCUGUCCAUCACUGUGUGACGCGAUUAUUUUCUUUAUUACGUUUAUGGGAUUAUGAAAAUCCAAAUUCUGAUAGAAUAAAUCAGGAAUGCCAGGAUCUUUUAAAUGACAUAGAGAAAUGUUUAACAAUGGAACAAAUUGAGCCAAAUAACGCAAAUUGCCUUGAAAAUAUGGAUAGUAUAGAGACAUAUCUUCAACAUUGCAAAAACAGACCAACACUUUAUUUAACAGAUGACAUGGUGUUUAAGAUUGUGACAAUAUGCUUAAUGUCAAUUUCUAGAUUAAAGAGCAAAGAAUCUAGCGAAGUGCAGGGUGUUGUUGCUAUAACUUUGGCAAUACUAUCACAAUUACUGGAAUUUAUAAUAACGAGACUGCAAAACAUUGUCAUAGACAUGGCAGUGCCUGAUACAGAAGCAAUCGCAAAAGCAGAUAUGUAUUCUACAAAAUUGAAGAAUGCACAAGGAAGUCAAGAAUCAUUCAAGCAAAAAAACAAUAGAGAUUAUACAGAAGGAGAAGAUUCUGCUCUGAGCAAUGACAAUAAUGUACUCAACUUAGAUGAAACUAACAAAGCAAAAUUAUCAGAUAAUAAUGAAAUCGCGAACAAAGGCCCCAAAAAGAUUCGCGACAAAUCGAAAAGUCUUCUCAGCAAAUUGCGUAGACGAAAAAGGAGAACUAGCUCCGAUUCGGACGCAAGCGAUAUAGAACAAUCGACGUUGGCAUCGUCCAGCGAUGAGAUCAAUUCAGAUGUGUCUGAGACAGAAGGGGAUGAUGCAUUGAGCGAAGAAAAUGCCAUAUUAUCAGAUGAUAAUACCGACGACGAAGAGCCAUCACCAGCGAAUAAUAUCCAGAAUGCAGAAAACAUGACGCAAAAAGAAAUGAACGGUCACGUUAGCGAUAUCGCUAACAAAACGGAUAAUUGCGACGGAGGCGAUCAUUUAGUUAAUGGCAAGCAGCACACGACUGAUCAGCAAACAGAUUCAAAAACGAUAAGUGAUAAAGAUUCCGUAACGAAUUCCAGCAGCGUUGUAACGAUCACGACGAACGCGAGCUCAAGCAGUACUUUCGAGGACAACAAUCGCUUAUGCGGCGUGAACAAUGUUGUCUGUUACACGGCACAAUUGAAGAAGCGGAGCUUAAAACCGGACGAUAUUCUAAAUAUAUUGAUCGACAAGGAAAUGCUUAUGUCUAUCAAAGUAUGCUGUGAUUGGCUGCGAAGUAAUCCAGACAUUGUAAGGAUAUGUGCCAAGAGAACAUUGCUAAAACGUUUUACAAUCUUAUUGAAUUUGAUCAACAUGGACACCGAGGCUCUCGUACGAAAAACCGAUGAUUUUACGAUUCUGUCGAACAUGGAGAAAUUAAAAGAGUACGUGAAAACGGUACCUCUGCCAGAAGAUAUUGAUCUCAGGGGAUUGAAUUUGCUGGAAGAUGCUCAUAAAUCUCUCGAUUGGCAGAUACUGCGUAAAUAUAAAAUGAAUAAGCGGGAGGAGACGCUUCUGAGAGCAUUGAAGCUAAUCGAAUUUGGACAUCAUCUUAGUUCUGUCGAGAAUUCGGGUGUGCAAUACGAUCAGACGGAACGAUUAUUCGUGGCGACGGAUCCAUGUCCCUCGAACGCUUCAAAAGUUAUCGGUCUAGACGAAAAGAACUUCGGGCCUGAACAUUCGAAGGGGAAGCUUAUGAGACAUAUGGGUAAAUUAUGGUUAAAGGCCGAGGUUCGAGCUCUAGAGAGUCAGUUACGAUCUCGAUUGAUGUCGCCAUAUCUCGUACCCGAUCAUGAAGCGUUAGCCAAACAUACACCGGCUCUUAAGCGCUUAGUAUAUGCCAAGAAGUUUAUAGUGGUGAUUCCCGCAGUUGUUGUCUCUGCUUUGGACGAAGUGAAACGCGUAAGCGCCCAAGCGAGAGAAGCGACGCGAUGGUUGGAAACACAAUUGAGACGUGGCUCAAGAUUCUUGCGGGCGCAGAGACCUCACGAACGUUUGGCGCUUCCAUUGAUAAAAGGACCAAAACCGAAGGACAAGGAGGCAUGGUUAUUUUUCCAGAUAAUAGAAUGUUGUCACUAUCUUACUCAGCAAGCAAAAGUUGGUUUCACCAGUGACGGAGAGACACCAGUUGUAACCCUCUUGACUGGUUGUAAUUUGGAUGACAGAAAAGCUUUGACUUUUAGUCCCGAUGGAUUAGCGAAAAGUGCAGGCGUUAAUCUGGAGCAUAUAGAAUCGUUUCAAACAAAGUGGAAAUCGUCGGUUAAAAGCCAUGGUUGAGCAAAAAAUCACAUGUACGUGAUCAUCUGCUGUUAUUCUCAGUCGAUUCUCAGCCGAUCGGAAGGCGAGCACGGCAAGAGGGUUGGAAACCCACGCAUAUAAAACGGAAAAUUGACAGAGUUGUACCGCUAUAAAAUCGGUGUCAAUAGAAUGUCCUUUUCCAUCACACGCAGCAAAACUCUAAGUAAUAAAAUGACAAUUUUUCUCUUUCUAACCAUUCAUAUCGUCAUUUAUGUUUAAAGGAAUUGUAUUUUUAAGUAAACGUUUUUAAAUAAUUA